Molecule: messenger RNA, 888 nt
Organism: Benincasa hispida (wax gourd)
Lineage: Eukaryota; Viridiplantae; Streptophyta; Magnoliopsida; Cucurbitales; Cucurbitaceae
Source: RefSeq, a predicted model, not a curated record
CUGUAACAAACGUAACUCCUCCACAGAUUUCAACGAGAAAAUAGCAUUCUUAUCUCUCGGUUUCAUCCUUCUUCAUUUCCCCAUCGAUUUCUUACAUCCAUGUCUAAGAUAAGAUCUGAUCGCAGGCCACCGCUAGCCAGAUCGCCCUUGCGGCUCAGAUCUCGCCGGGUUCCUCAAUCCAAUUCAACACCCUCCAUGCAAACGCCGCCUGGUUCUUUGACAAAAUCGCAGAAAAUGAACCGUCUUCCAGAUCUGCAAGAAUCGGAACUCCGACCUGAGUAUCGGAUGAUUUCAUGCGAAUUACGGGCUCUGGCAAGUAUGGUUAGGAUGGAAUUAGGAUGUGAAGAAUCUGAAAAUGGCGGAGACGGCGACAAAUUGAACGUGAAUUCGAGUUCUCUGUUCGAGCGAGGGAGAUUUUACGACGUGUACUCUGCGAGGAGGAACGAGAGGCUUAAGAGAAAGAAAGCAGAGUCCGUGGCAGAGAUCAAGACUCCACACAAUCUCGGCGUGACGGUUGAAUCUUCGAAACGGCACAGUUCGAAGAAGCUAGUAAAUAGCUUGAGGAAAUCGGUUUCUGCGGCGUAUUCUGUGGAGCGGAGCGAGGUGGCUCCGAGGUACUUACUGCGUAGCAUGACAAAGGAGAAUAAGAAGCCUCCAUUGCCGGUGAAUCUAGAGAAAUCAGUGAUUGCUGCAGGAGAAAGGAAAAUCGGCCCUCGAAGAGCACGAAGAAUCUGAAGAAUUAGGGAUCUUUAUUUCAAUAAGGUGGAAUUAUAGUUUUUCACCUCUGUUAUUGAUCUUUAUUUCAGAUAAACUGGAUUAAUUUUUCCUCAAUGUGUUUCGAUUUGAGUUUGGAUAGGAUUUAUGUAGGGUAAAUGUUGUGUUUGCUUU